Molecule: messenger RNA, 536 nt
Organism: Camelina sativa (false flax)
Lineage: Eukaryota; Viridiplantae; Streptophyta; Magnoliopsida; Brassicales; Brassicaceae
Product: putative phytosulfokines 6
Biological process (GO): cell population proliferation
Cellular component (GO): extracellular region
Molecular function (GO): growth factor activity
Source: RefSeq, a predicted model, not a curated record
GAAUCUCAGAUCGACUCGGUAUAUUUAUAUUCGUUAUUUGUCUGUCACAAACUUCUCACUUGCUCUUUCUCUCUCAGCCGAAGAACAUGAAGCAAACCUUGUGCCUUGUUUUGUGUGUUCUCUUCUUCAUUUUAUCAACAAGUUCGUCUGCAAUUCGAAGAGGAAAAGAGGAUCCAGAGCUGAAUCCAUUAGUCUCAGCUACAUCAGUGGAAGAAGACUCGGUUAAUAAAUUGAUGGGGAUGGAUUAUUGUGGAGAAGGAGAUGAAGAAUGUUUGAAGAGAAGGAUGAUGACGGAAGCUCACUUAGACUACAUUUACACACAGCACCAUAAGCAUUGACAUUGUUAACACUAUAAUUAAUUUGCCUACAUAUAUGUAAUGUUUUGUGUUGAUGUUACUUAGAUAUAUAUAAGUAUUGUAUAUCAGUAUAUGAGACCUGUGUGACAGAACGGCUCCAAGAAAUCAAUUUUUGUUUUUUUUCCUUGCUGAGAUUGUUUUAUCAGCUCUAAUGAAGAUUUAAAAAAUAUAGUGAUUGUA